Pezoporus flaviventris is the source of this 5551-nucleotide messenger RNA. RefSeq names its product CLOCK interacting pacemaker (gene CIPC). Gene Ontology annotation, cellular component: nucleus. Gene Ontology annotation, biological process: negative regulation of circadian rhythm; negative regulation of DNA-templated transcription. The record is from RefSeq and is a predicted model, not a curated record. The coding region runs from base 925 to 2046 and encodes 373 amino acids. The transcript has 4 exons. Lineage: Eukaryota; Metazoa; Chordata; Aves; Psittaciformes; Psittacidae.
UAUACCACGUUAUUUAAAAAUAACAUUUUGGAAAGGUCUAAGUAACAAAAGCAUGGAUCGGGACUUAAACCUUACCUUAAGAUUCAUUUUCCAUUCCAGGGAUAGCAUUUAGUUUGCUCUUAUGUAGUUACCUUUGCUCCAUACCUGUUAGCAGGUGUGACUGAAGAUGGAAAGUAAAAAUGAUGCAAGUAGCUACUGAGGAAAUUCCCUUCCACUGGCCAUUAUCCUCUUUUUCUUGUAGUAACAUAGACAGUUGCCCUACAAGCUCAGCACUACAUCUAACAUAUAGAAUUCAUUACUGGAGGUGCCAGGGCUUGAGUUCUUGGAGCAGAAUAACAACCAGUUGUCAGGACCUUAGGAAGAAACUUGCUUUUCAGGGUGGGUUAUUCCAGAAUGCCAGCUGCAAUGUCAUUUGUAGUAGCUUGCACUGGAUAUAACUGUUAAUGGACUGCUGGUCUGACUGAUGCAGACUCCUGGGUUACCGUAGUUGCAGUUUAAAUAAAUGUACAACUCUAACAUGAGGUAGAACUUCAAAGGGUUGUUUUAUAGGAAAAUAAUUUCUACAAAUAUUAAAAGUUAUUUCUGCACUUCAUUCUGUCAUUUGUCUGUUGGCCAGCUACCUUCUUUAAUAGAAGCAGAACCUUUGCUCUCUCUUACUAUACUCUGCCUGCCCUCAGGAAGCAUUGGAACGUUGUGGCAAGUCUGUAGUAUGGGAGGCCACAAUGUAACUAUACAUUUUCAUAGCUUUUAUUUUCAGCUUUCCAGUGUUCUCAUUCUGGGUGUGGGAAGAAGAGGGCAUUUCCCCAUAGGAGUGCAUUGCAGUUCUUCAAUGGAAAAAGUGUUAAAAACCAGCUGUGGCACUAUGGAAGCAUGGAGACAAUAUAGUCACCUGUUGAGACUCUCAAGGAACUACUGGGCAAAGUGAUGGCAUUGAAGAGCUUGAACCAGCAUUUGAGCAUGGCGGCAGCUGAAUCUGACAAGGACUCUGGAUAUUCAGAUGGAAGUUCAGAGUGCCUGAGUGCUAUGGAGCAGACUGACUCAGAGGACAUGCUGAAUGCGUCGUGUUGGAAUGUAGAGGAUGGGCCUUGGCAACGCCCAAUGGCCGCAGGCAACCCCUUUCCUGCACUUUCUCCUAUGGUUGUAAUGAAAAAUGUGUUAGUUAAGCAGGGGUGUUCAUCACAGCUCCAGUCUUGGACUGUGCAGCCAUCCUUUGAAGUGAUUCCAGCUCAGCCACAGCUAGUCUUUCUUCGUCCAUCAAUCCCACCUCCCAUAAACCCUCACCCUGUUGGGAAAAAGAGAAAUGACUCCACUAAUUACCUGCCCAUCCUGAAUUCUUUUCCCAAAAUAGCACCACAGCCCUGCAAGAGAGAUCGCUCCUUUGAUCUAGAAGAAUGUCAGGAAACCAGUUGCCCUAAACGACUCUGCACAGAAACACCCAAGAUGGAGAGUUCUCCCGUAUCAAGGAGCACAGGCAUGCCUACUAGUCCUUUUGCCCACCUACCAGUUAGCUUUAAGACCCCUCAGGAGUCUAACCAGCAGAGUUCUUCAACUCUAGUGACAAGUGGAAAACUGUCAGCUCUUCCUGGUUUUCAUCGUGUUUCUAGUGACACUCAGAAACUGCCGGGUUUGACUCCCCUUUUGCCUUUUGGGACUCUGCAGGCAACAAAGUGCACCUCUCCUGAGAGCGAGAGUGCAGCACAGACUACAAUGCAGUCUGCAGUGUGGAGCCCCCCAUUGAUACCAGAAGAGAUUUGCACUACCCCUGAGCUGCUCUUGCAACAGCAAAGCAAAUGCAGACGCUUUCAGAACACACUUGUUGUCCUACGCAGGUCAGGAUUGCUGGAGAUCACUUUAAAAACCAAGGAGCUCAUUCAUCAGAACCAGGUGACUCAGGCUGAGCUGGACCGACUGAAGCAUCAAACACAGCUUUUCAUAGAGGCAAUAAAGAACAAUGCUCCACAGUCAUGGGCAGAGCUAGAAGCAUCUCUAACGGGAUCUGAUAAAGCUGAUGGUAACCUUGCAGAUCCCCCUUAUCCCAAUAUAUAGUAGCUAUUGGUCAAGUUAUUUUUGUGCCUCCUGUUUCCUGUCUCAAGCUUUUACUUGAGCAUUUUCUGAGUCCAGGACUUGCAAAGUGACAUGUCUUGAAUGACUUGUCUUCAGAGCCAGCUGUGGGACUGGAACAGCCUGGUGGGGUCUUGACAAAUGGGUGCUUACUACUAUGGUGUGACCUUGAGCUACAUGCUAACUUCAUGUACUUCCUGGGGCUCUAUCAGCUUGGAUGUGCUUUGCUGGCAUGUUCCCAUUCUUGCCGUAAAGACAGUCAUUUGCAGUAUUUUGCAAGCAAAUAUCUUCCUGGUCCCCUCUUCAGAUAGUCAGUUCUGAGGAUGGAAAAGCACAACAGGCCCCAGUAUUGGACCAUUAUCAGUUGCAAUUAGAUGAAAGGCGUUGGGGAGAGGAGAGGAAACUUAGGCUGGUGGGGUGAUAUUUUUAGGCUGUUGCUGUCCUUUGUUAUAGCAGAGUCUUGUUUUGGGGGGUUUAUUGCAUUUGAAUUAGCAUUCUGUAUUCAUUGCAAUCUUUGGUCAGUGUCAUGAGUGUCUUAAGACCCAAGGGAAAUGAUGUGUUUUGAUGAGUAUACUUUUGAUUCUGGUCUGUACAAUUUGAAUGAGUGAAAGUCACAAGGCUUGCACUGGAAGUGUUUGUUUUGUUCCAAAGCCAUGUUUAUUAAUGGCUCACAAGUGUACAAGGAAAGUGGUUUGGAUUUUCUCAGUGGCUAACAGAUUAAACAUUGUUAUUAAAGACUGCAGUAACUUCUUUUUAGAAUAGCACAAGGAAGAUAUUCACCGGGAUUAAUUCAGCAAGACUAGUUGCAUAUUAUUUGAUAUGUGUAUCCUUAGUUUACAAGCAUAAACUGUUCCUUUUUUUUUCUUUCUUGUGAAAUCAGAUAACUAACUAUUAAAAAAAAAAAAGAGUUGAAAGGAAAAGGAGCAUAAAUGGCCUGUGAUGAAACAAGUCCUUCUCCCAUCCCCUUUCUCUUUUUUUUGUUUAGAGAAAUUAGAUGAAUGUACUGGGGGAUGGGGAUGUCAGGUUGGCUAAUCUCCCAAAAAAAAUUUAUCUACCUUGAAUUUGAACAUAAAAAAACCUCAGCAAUCCCAAACCAAGAACAAAAUCCCAAAACAUUUUUUCUUCUGAGUAGGUUUGUAUCAUUCCUAGCCUGCUUGCCUUGAGAUACAGCUAACACUACUGUCUGCAUAAGGUAUUAGGCCUGACUAGUAGAGAUCCACAGUAGUCAUGUUACAGAAGUUGUUCUACAGACAUUUAUUUUCAGUUUAUCUAGACACUUAACUAUGUCACUCCCUCCAGUCUGAAGGGCUUUUUUCAGAGGCAGUCUGUGUAAAGAACUAAGAAUGACUUCGUCUAAGAACAUUAAGGACUCUGGAUUGUUUAUGGUGUGUUCCUUUCUGUCUGACAACAUUUUCAAAAAGUCAUGCUGACUCGGUGACUGGGUAUUUUGAUGCUUUGAUCACUGCUGUUAUCUCUUUCAGGUUCUUAAAAAAAAGAAACUUGAAAGUGAGGUGGAUGUCUUGCUGAUUUGUGACAAGUCCUUUCCAUUUUCUGAUGCCUCUCGGAAUCGAUAUUGCAGAAGAUUGUGUAGAGUGCUUUUGUAGUCUUCCUCAAAUACAUGCAUUAGAGAAAUUGUAAGGGAAUUCUCUCUUUUAAGGGGUUUUCCUCUUUUUACAUUGAUGGAAAGAAAUGCUGUACAUGCCUCACAAAGAGGAGAAAUCUGAGUCAUAUUUGUACUGUCCAUAGUAAAGUUUUGUCCAUAGGCCUAGAGAGAAAUACUGUGCCAGGAUUCAGCCUAGUGGAGCUAUGCCUUGCCAGGUGUCCUGCCCACCUGCUCAAGACUAGUGCACUAGGUGGGAAUUGAUUGAAAGAAAAGUGUUCACAGACUGUGUUGUCAUGUAUUUUUUUAAAUAUACAUGCUGUAGUUGUGCAUACCAGGAUUUCUCAUAAAUUGCAGCACAGCAAUAGCAAAACUCAGCCAGCAAACCUAGAAGGCAGGAUAAUACAGUGCAAUAAUGUAGGUCAUGUCUGAUGUAGCUUCUUUGGAAUCAGUUGUGAUACCUGCACUGAAUAAUAUUUGGCAGGAUAGAUGUGAUGGUACCUUAGGCCAUUUGUGAAAGAAUCCCAAAAAAUAAGCUUGAUUUUUCUGAGCUUACAGGAAGGAGAGGAAGCAGUAGCAGGGAAUUCUAUUGAUUGGAUACCUGUAUGUGCCUAGAGGUGAGAUGUGAGAAAAUACAUAGGAUAUCUUUCCUACUUUUCCUAAAAUUCUUAUUCUACCCAUCAAAUAGGAGAAUUUGAAGUUCAAAAUAUAUAUAUUUUAGGAAUUGAUUGUCCUAGAAAACAAGAUGAUAGGCUACCUAAAAUGAAAGCAAGUCAGAAAAAAAGUACAGUCUUAGCUGUUUGAGAUAAGAAAAAGUGGGUCUGCUGGUGACGUCCAUCCUAUUUCCACUGUUCUGACAGAGUAAGAGGAAGGAAAUGCUAGCCUUGCAGUGUAAUACUUUUUGACUUAAGGAGACUAUAGCUGAUAGAAAUGUCUCAUAGUCAACACAGAAUCGCAUAUAUUUUUUUGCCUGACAGCACUGAGGGUGGGCUGAUGCGGGUGUGCUUAUAGCUGAUGAGCCUUUCAGCUGGUAUAAUUUGCAUAAAUACCUAUUCAAUAAAUCUGUGACUAGAGUUCAGCAGCUGGUUAGAAAUCUCCUACUGGGCAUCAGUCCAGACUUAAAUAGUAUUUGCUGAACUAGAAAAAUACACUCUGGAACUAUUACAUGUAAAUCUGGAGCCCCUUAGGAACCGUAUCUCUAGAUAACUGCAAAUCUUGACGCAACAUCUAUGAAAAAAGGAUGUUGAAGACCCCUAGUGAUAAGUAAUGUCAUCAAGUACCAUUCUGUUUAGAUUCUCUUAGCUGCCUUUAUUCCUGGAAGCCCUGAUAAACCUUUAAACAAUAAGGGCUUUCCUUUCUUAGCUGCAAUUUAAUAAAAUAGGUUAGCUUGGAACUGUGCUGAGAAAAUUAAUUGACUGCAUCAGGACCAGAACAGGUCUUUAUUCUGGGUAGGAUGAUUUGAGCAGAAACAUUAGCUUCUCUGAUUGGAAACCUGUAAGCAGUGAGCCUACGGAUAAUUUUUUUGACCUUUGAAGCAGCAAAACUUUGCAUUAACAAAUUAGUUGAAGACAGCAGGCCCAGUCUAAAAAAUCAGUCAGAUGGCCUGCUGUGGCUUCGGUUGUUGCUGACACCUAGCAGGCAGGGUAGGUUGAUGGUUCAGACAGACUGCAGUUUUUCUAUUGUUUUAAUAAAUGUUGGUAUUUUUGAUUACUAUGUACUUUUGAAAUUCUACUGCUCUAGUUGGAAUGUAAACAUUUUCUGUAAUUUUGAAGUCUGUUGCCAGCUCUGAAUGCAGUAGCCUACUCUGUUAUAGAACAUGACCUUUUUGCUAAAACUUUACAGAAGCAGACUGUGAAAUAUGAACGAAAUAAAAUCUAUACUUGAAAAGUU